AUGGGGACGAAAAGAAGAAGAGGAGGUGAUGGCGGAGGAAUGGAAGAAAAUACAAUGGCGAUUCUAGAUACUUCUUGUUUCACUAAAUCUACCCAACAUGUUUCCGAUGACCGGCAAUCUUUUCUUGAAGCUGUUCGCUCUGGAUUCCUUGUUUCUGAUGAUUCUUCUGCGCCCACUAACAAAAUGUAUGGGUCAAUUUUCCAGAUACUGAAAGAUGAGACUUCACUUGAUUUGAUCAUGUCAAGCUAUCAACUCUUACUUGAGUUAGAUAAGCGCUUUCCUCGGGCAUAUCUGUCUGUGCCUGAAAAGUCAGAAUCAUCUUCACCUUCUUCGCUUCCGCAUAAUGAAUUAGUUGUGGUGGAAGAGGCAUGGUCUCCAUUUACAUUUGGCACAGAUGUCUCUUUUAGCCAGAUCUAUGGAGGUUAUGGCAAUAAUAAUGGAUCACUUGAUGCUACUGCUCUCCAAUCUCUAAUAGAAGAUCUCGCUAACGUGCAAAGUGAAGCAAUUACUAACGUACUGGAUACGAAGCCUUUGAGGAAUAUGUUACUGUUCCAGUAUCUAGUGAAUGUUUUUGAAGCAGAUUUUGUACCCCGUAAUUUGGCAUUUACAGAAAAUACAGACUGGAUCGCUUUGAGGGAGUCUUUGCUCAAUAUGAUUUUGGGGUCACGGAAGAUAACCUACAAAGGACUUAUCAAAGAUUGUUUAUCUGCUAUGUGUGAACUGUCUCAAUUUUCAACGGACUGUAUCCAUGAUGUGAGACCUCCAGAAACUGGAAUGGCAGAAGUAACUGAUAGUAAUAGAUGCCAUAUAGCUCUUGCCAUUGCUUUACCUGAAGUAGUAAGGCGAACAUGUGUUGCUUUUCAGAAACUUCUAUCGAUGAUCAUUGAGCUGGACUCAUCUAAGAAAGUAGCAGACAUAGAGGGCUGGACUAUGAGAUCUGAUGGUACAAGAACCCCUGCAGUGGAGAUCAUCUUGGAUGAACUUACCUAUGACAAAAAUAUACUGUUUCCAUUUGUUCAGGCAUUGGAUAAACCGAAACUGAAGCUGUAUAUCACUGUUCAGUAUCUUUACAAGUACAUUCCCAAGACAUCUGUUCGGACCAGGAAAUCUAAUGGCUCGACAGAUGACUCAACAUUUGGUGCUGUUUUAAAGUGCUUUUCAAAUGGGAACAGUACAAAAAACAUCAUAAAGAAAAUUAGUACAGAAGUAGCUCAAUUUCUUUUAGCACAUGCUUUUCAGGCAUAUAUAUUGUUACUGUCUCAGCAUUCAACUGAAUCCAAGGAAGAUAUUUCCGAUGACUCUCUCCCAGUGAUCUGCAAUAAUAUUAUUUCAGCCUUCACAUGCCUCAAAAAAAUAGAUGAGCACACAGAGGUUCUCCCAUUUGCGAAAGAGGCACUUUUCACAGCUGCGAUAAUGCUAUCAAGCUCAUAGGAGUUGAUCUCAUUUUAGUUCAUGGUAAGGUAUAGAACAUAGAAAUAGAUGGUUAACAUGUUCAUUUUUGAUGACCAUCACAUUUGGAACCAUAACUCGUGGAUGAAUGUAAGACUGGUACAUUUUUGUUAUGUGAAUAUAUACUUGAUGCGGUCCGAGUUGUAUUCUAUGUAUAUUCAGUACGACUUGUUUGUA
This is a messenger RNA of Erigeron canadensis, 1626 nucleotides long. RefSeq names its product negative regulator of systemic acquired resistance SNI1. Gene Ontology annotation, cellular component: nucleus; Smc5-Smc6 complex. Gene Ontology annotation, molecular function: transcription cis-regulatory region binding. Lineage: Eukaryota; Viridiplantae; Streptophyta; Magnoliopsida; Asterales; Asteraceae. The record is from RefSeq and is a predicted model, not a curated record. Gene Ontology annotation, biological process: negative regulation of DNA-templated transcription; negative regulation of systemic acquired resistance; DNA damage response. Bases 1 to 1431 code for a protein of 476 amino acids. The transcript has 15 exons.